CGUUAACUGAGCAAGGUGGUUCCAUGUAUGUGUUUCAUGGUUAUUGGCUAAAUGGUGGCUAUAAUCCUCAAAAUUAUUGAAUACAAAUGUGCCACGAAUCCUCAGAAUUAAAAGAAAACAUGUACAAAUGCAAAUCACCUUAACCUUAUCCUCCAAAUAGUCUUACAGAAUUUAACAAAACAUGAUUGCGGGGUCAUGGAAUAGCCUAGGCUUUAAAAGAAUUGCAUGCUGGAAAUGACUCUCAAAGUCCGUAUUACCGUUAUGGCCGGACCACCUACUUUAAUGUGGUGAAUUGAAUACAGGUCAGCCUCAAGAAAUAAUCCUUUUUGUUUUGUUUAUCUAUGAAACCAAAAAGAAAUUAAAUAAUACUGUUUUCUUGUUAGGUACAUGAAAAAAGCCAAGAACAUCAAAGGUCAAUGUCAUUUCAACUUGUAAGCUACACCAUCGACUAUGAUAUGGGGACUCUGAUUAUAAGCAUACAUAUGCAAUGGCCUGCCGUACUUAGAAGUGGUUUUAGUUUGUAGGGCAGUGUGGGGCUAAAAAGCCCUUCUCACCUAAGUCCCAUGAUAAGGACGUUUUCCGACAGUAUAAUUGUCCUCGAUGCAAAUGAGUGAGAAUAUUACAGCUAGAACAACAAACUAGUCCUCACAGGACCCCCCAACUUCCAACUAACAUCAAGGUUCAAGUGGGCUAAAUUGCCCAUUUCAAUUAAAUGAUGUUAAUCAAUUCAGACAACACAAGAAAGGGACCAAAUUGCAGCCAAAGAAAACAACCCAUGAGAUGAAAUACCUUUCUUGACAUAUGAUACACAACUACUACGGUAAAAGAAUUACCAACUUUAUACCUUACUUUCUACCUUUAUAGCGUGGAACAUAAUUUUCCCACACAUUACGAAUCCUCCUGUAUCCCAAAGUCUCUCAUGCUAUCUACAUUUUUUCACAUGAAUCCAUUCAUGGAGAGGAAAAAGACUAGAGGCAGCACCAAUGAAUUGGCGGUAGUAAAGGCAGCUGCAUGGGCGUGGUACCAACAUGGAUCAGGAUCAGAGGGGAAGCAAAUGCGCGAAUUUGUUAUUACAAAGGGUUGUCAAGCUCCCGGGCCUUCACGAUACAGGCUAGAGGCCAUGAGAACAGCCGAAGAAGCCAUGGAGGGAUCAAGAUCAAGUAGUGCACAUAGUUCAAUCCAUACCAGUAAUUCUCUUCUUGAUGCCUUUGAAAUUGAAAGCAUUUCUAGACAAUUGGAUUGUCUUGUAGGAUCUAGUGGGAACAAUUUUUAUACAAGGUUCCUAGCUGGAGAUAAUGUUCAUCAAGAAAACGUGAAACUAUUAGAUAAGGUCGACACUGGUGGAAUGAAGAAAAAGAAGAAGAAAGUGAAAGGGUUUUGGCCAAGGCAUGCAAUUGCUUGUGGUACAAGGGAAGAUGUGGUGGAUGCAAGAGUUUUCAGGGAUAGAAGACGACCGGAAAAGCGUGUACCGGUAGUUAGUCUUACAGCCUGUAGGCCACGAGCCUCCCUAAGCUGAUGAUCAAUUGCAAUAUUGGAUUUUGGAUUGGUCGUUGGCUUUGUAUUAAAUUGUUUCUUUGCCCUGGAUAUUUGUGUGGCCAUCUUGUGCUGCAAGCCAACUCCUAUGCUGUCCUUUACAGAGAGGUUUACAUAAUAAGGUGAGUGAACUAAACUCUGUUUGAUAAAAUUAUAUGAAUCAUUAUGGGUGUGCCUGGUUUAUGGAAGGCUGGCUUAAAGGCUGCUUUGGGAAA
Messenger RNA from Quercus robur (English oak), 1748 nucleotides. RefSeq lists its product as uncharacterized. Lineage: Eukaryota; Viridiplantae; Streptophyta; Magnoliopsida; Fagales; Fagaceae. Bases 920 to 1516 code for a protein of 198 amino acids. The transcript has a single exon. The record is from RefSeq and is a predicted model, not a curated record.